Molecule: messenger RNA, 1524 nt
Organism: Ziziphus jujuba (common jujube)
Lineage: Eukaryota; Viridiplantae; Streptophyta; Magnoliopsida; Rosales; Rhamnaceae
Product: serpin-ZX
Exons: 3
Coding region: 171-1376 (401 amino acids)
Molecular function (GO): serine-type endopeptidase inhibitor activity
Source: RefSeq, a predicted model, not a curated record
AGAAAAAAUUAAAAUUAUGCCUUUAUAUAUAGGCUUAAAAUGCUAGGGUUCUAUUUGGCGUUGUCUUGCAUUGGAACGUUGAGCCGCCGGUCUAUCCUUCAAUCUCCGGUUGCGUUGGAAAAGGAAAAAAUAAAAAAUAAAAAGUUUAUGCUAAAAGCAAAAACCAAAAAAUGGAGUUUUGUGUGAAAGUUGUGACAGAAGGGAUUCUGGAGGAGCUGACCAAGAAUAAUCCCAACAGGAACGUGGUGAUGUCUCCGGCAUCCAUGAACGUUGUUCUUAACAUGGCGGCUUCCGGGUCGGCAGGCAAAACUUUGGACCAGUUUCUCGGCUCUCUUGGGUCCGAAACCAUUACUGAGUUGAGCUGCAAGACUUCGUCUUUGAUGGGUCUCUUUGACUUGGACACUGCGGCAGACCCAGACCCUGACUACUCUGAUUCAGCGUAUAAUGCUCCUCCUGAAUUGUCUUUAGUGAACGUCAUGUUUGUAGACCAGCAAUGUCCUUUGAAACCUUCUUUCCAAGAGAUAGUCCGAGACGUCUACAAAACAGAACCAAAAAUUGUCGACUUUAAUCAGGAAGAGAAAGUUAGAAAUGAAGUGAACUCAUGGGCAGAGGAGAAAACAAAGGGCCUCAUCAAAGGGUUUCUGCCACCCACAUCAAAAUUGAAAGGACCACUCUUUUUCGCAAAUGCUCUCUACUUUAAGGCAGCAUGGUUAGAUCAAUUCGUUGCCUCAUCGACUCGGGACGAAGAUUUCCACCUUCUUGAUGGGAAAACUAUCAGAGCACCUUUCAUGACCCAAAUAGAAGAGAGCAUGCAGAGGUGUGGAUCAUUCGAGGAUUUUAAGGUUAUCAGACUCAAUUAUAGUACCGGUGGAUGUUAUAGUAACAACCACCCACGUUUCUGUAUGGAUAUCAUUCUUCCUGAAAGAAAAAAUGGACUCCAAGAUCUGCUAGAGAGGUUUAAUUCUGAUACAAAACUUCUACUCCAGGAUUUUAAGCUGGAAGAUAUGCUGGUUACUGAGAUAUGGAUUCCAAAGUGGAAGUUUUCUUAUGAUUUGGACACUAUUGAGCUAAUGAAUAAAUUGGGAUUGACUUUGCCUUUCAAAUACCCGGAAGCUGAUUUCACAGAGGCAAUGGAUUCACCACUUGGCAAGUUGCUUCACAUUGGGAAAAUGUAUCACAAAGCUUGUAUUUCUGUUAAUGAAGAAGGGACAGAAGGAGCUUCAAUCUUUUCUGCUGAAUUACUGGCUGGAUCAAUGUAUCGCCCUCCCGAGGUACAAUUUGUGGCUGAUCAUCCUUUUAUGUUCAUGAUCAGAGAAAAAGUUUCUGGGGUUGUGAUUUUCACUGGAGCUGUUCUUAAUCCCCUCUCUGAUAAUUGAAAAGUUUAUAUACAUAUAUAGUAAUUCAAUGGUUUUAUAAGGUUAAUGUUUACAAUUCAAUGGUUUUGGCAUACUACUGUUUGUAUUAUUAUUAUUAUUUUUAAAAUUAUGAUUAUGAUGAUAUUAUAACACCAAAUUAUUACUAUAA